Messenger RNA from Microthlaspi erraticum, 456 nucleotides. The record is from the annotation of a GenBank genome assembly. NCBI's taxonomy places the organism in Eukaryota, Viridiplantae, Streptophyta, Magnoliopsida, Brassicales, Brassicaceae.
AUGGUAGAGGAGGAGGUUGAGGUAGACGUGGAGAUAAAAGCUGCGGCUGAUAAAUUCCACAUGUUCGUCGGAAGAUCACAGCAUGUGUCCAAAGUCACUCGUUACAUUCAGGGAUGCGAUCUGGUAGAAGGGGAGUGGAGCAAAGUUGGAAGCAUAGUCUUGUGGAAAUUAGUUUUUGAUGGAGAGGCAAGAGUGUCGAAGGAUAGGAUCGAGGCGAUGGAUUUUAAGAAGAACGUUGUUCAGUGGAGGGUGUUAGAGGGACCUCUGAAGAAAGAGUACAAGAGCAUCUUGAAAACUAUGAAGGCGAGCCCUAACCAAGGAGGACCAGGAAGUAUGGUGAAGUGGAACAUCAAGUACGAGAGGAUUGAUGAGAAGGUUUCUCACCCAGAGAGACUGCUCCAGUUCUUGGUCGAAGUGACUAAAGAGAUUGACCGAUACCUCUUAUCUGAGGAAUAG